AUGAUAGUCGUGCCCCCAUCAUCGAACCGAGCUAGUGUGUUCUCUAUGUGUUUCCCCGAGGAGGUCCCUGACUAUGACCUACCUAUGGAUUUGGGAGAUGGCACUGACGAGAUGGACAUGAUCGGCAUAGGCCGUAUCUUCGAUGCAGCCCCACGCGGGCCCUAUACUGCUUUUGAUAUGUUCGGAGUUUCUGUACUCGAGAUUGAUGGGGAUGACUUUAUUCCUGAUGCCUACACUGAUGAUAUGGAUUUUAUAGGCAUUGGUCGUAUCCUUGAUGCAGCCCCACGUGGGCCCCAUUAUGCUUUUGACAUAUCUGGAGUUUCCGUACUUGAUGAUGAGUCAGUCUUUGAUGUCGUUACUUCUGAUUUUACUUCUGUUGAGGGAGCGUCCGACUUUGUGGACCCACCUCUUUCUUCUGACACUAUGUCUGGGUUUGUCACCCGCUUUGAUGAUAUUUCUGAUGGUAAUAAUGAUAUGAGUAUUUUCGAGUACUUGACUGUGUCACAACAUCUUCCUUUGAUUGCACCACCAGCACCCACGACACAUAUAUAUGAUGUUGAUGAUAUGGGAGAUACGGAUGACCCACUGGGUGGUCAGUCAGAGUUUGAUUCGGACACAGAGGAUGAGAAAGUCACACCCAUUUCUGGUAGCACAGAGUUGAUAUAUUUUUGGGCACCAGAUCAGCUCAGGAAGAUCAGGAUUGGCUCUUCUCUAUCUCCUGAUGAGAGGAGUAGGUUGAUUGACCUGCUCAGGUCAUACCUGGAUGUAUUUGCAUGGUCAUAUGAGGACAUGCCGGGCCUUGACCCCUCCAUAGUGCAGCAUCACCUGCCCAUUUUACCACAUGCUAGGCCCAUUAAGCAGAAAUUGAGAAGACUACACCCUCGAUGGAGUUUGCAGGUUAAGGAAGAAAUUCGGAAGCAACUCAGUGUUGGUUUCUUGUCAGUGGUUGAGUAUCCUGAGUGGCUAGCUAAUGUUGUCCCUGUUCCCAAAAAGGACGGCAAGGUUAGGGUUUGUGUUGACUUUCGAGAUCUGAAUAAGGCCAGCCCUAAGGAUGAUUUUCCCCUCCCACACAUUGAUAUGCUGGUUGAUAGCACUGCAGGGCAUCCGAUGUUGUCCUUCAUGGAUGGCUUUUCUGGGUAUAAUCAGAUUCUAAUGGCUCUAGAGGAUAUGGAAAAGACUUCUUUCAUUACUGACUGGGGUACUUACUGCUACCGGAGGAUCAGACAGUUCAGGUUGAGAUUGAAUCCCAAGAAGUGCACCUUUGGGGUGACUUCUGGAAAAUUGCUGGGACACAUUGUUAGUGAGAGAGGUAUAGAGGUUGAUCCAGAGAAAAUCAGAGCCAUACUUGACAUGCCUGCCCCGAGGACUGAGAAAGAGAUCAGGGGAUUCCUAGGCAGAUUGCAGUACAUCAGUCGUUUCAUUGCUAGAUUGACAGACAUUUGUGAGCCUAUCUUCCGCCUUCUGAGGAAGAAUCAGCCUACAGUUUGGAAUGAUGAUUGUCAGCGCGCUUUUGAGAGGAUUAAGGAGUGUCUCCUUUCUCCUCCGAUUUUAGUGCCUCCCACACCGGGGCGUCCUUUGCUUCUGUACUUAUCAGUUUCAGACAUGGCCUUAGGAUGCAUGUUAGCUCAGCUUGAUGAUUUGGGGAAGGAGCGUGCCAUCUAUUAUUUGAGUAAGAGGAUGCUUGAGUAUGAGUGCACAUACAUUAUGAUUGAGCGCCUUUGCUUGGCAUUGGUUUGGGCCACUAGGAGACUUAGACAUUACAUGACAGAGUAUUCUGUGCUCUUGGUCUCACGAUUGGACCCGUUGAGGUAUCUAUUUGACAGGCCUGUUCUGACCGGUAGGCUCAUGAGAUGGCUGGUAUUGUUGACAGAGUUUGAUAUUCAUUAUGUCACACAGAAGUCAGUAAAAGGAAGCAUUGUUGCAGAUCAUCUAACUCCUUUGCCAAUAUCCGAUGACAGAUCAGUUGAUAAUGAUUUCCCUGAUGAGCAGAUCAUUUCGAUGACUAGUAUUACGGGAUGGCGGUUGUACUUUGAUGGUGCUGCCAAUCAGUCGGGGUUUGGCAUUGGUAUCUUGUUGAUAUCACCACAAGGUGAUCAUAUACCUAGAUCAGUCCUGUUAGCAUUUUCUGAUCAUCACCGAUUGAUGAAUAAUAUUGUAGAGUAUGAGGCUUGCAUUACAUAUUUGGAGACUGCACUUGAUCUUGGCAUUAGACAGUAUAUACAUCUGCCCAGGGCGGAGAAUCAGUUUGCCGAUGCAUUAGCCACCUUGGCUUCUCUGAUUGUGAUCCCUGCGGGGGUGAAUGUUAGGCCAUUACUGAUUGAGACUAAGUCUGCACCAGCUUACUAUUGUCUGAUUGGAGAGAUAGAGGAUCAGAUUGAGCUGCCAUGGUAUCACGAUAUUUAUCAAUUUCUGUCAUGCAGCGCUUACCCAGAGUCAGCCUCGGCCAAGGAUAGGAGAGCAUUGAGACAGUUGGCCACCAGAUUUGUUGUUUGCGGGGAUGCGCUGUAUAGGAGAUCACCUGAUGGCUUGUUAUUAUUAUGUCUAGACCGUGCAUCUGUAGAUCGAGUGAUGAGAGAAGUUCAUGCAGGGGUUUGUGGCCCACACAUGGGAGGUCAUAUGCUAGCACUAUGGGGUAUUGAUAUUAUUGGGAAGAUCUCGCCUAAGUCUUCUAGCGGGCAUGAGUACAUUUUGGUUGCCAUUGACUAUUUCACCAAGUGGGUGGAAGCUGCUUCUUAUGCUAUGUUGACAGCGGCCAGAGUGGCCAAGUUCAUCAGAUCGCAUAUUAUCUGCCGAUACGGGGUCCCUCAUGAGCUGAUCUCAGACAAAGGGGUGCAUUUUAAGGGCGAGGUGGACAUGUUGAUUCAAGAGUAUGGCAUUCAGCAUCACAGAUCGUCUGCGUACAGGUCGCAGACUAACGGGGCAGUUGAGGCCGCAGUGUUACCUGUUGAGAUUGAGAUGGGAUCUUUGAGAGUAGCACUAGAGCAACAUAUAUCCGAGGCCGAGUGGGCCCAGUCUCGUUAUGAUCAGCUUAGCCUGUUGGAUGAGAAGAGAUUGACGGCGGUAGAUCAUGUUCAGGCCUAUCAGAGGAAGAUGACCCGUGCAUUCAGAAAGAGGGUCAAGCCUAGGAAAUUCCAGAGAGGUGACCUAGUCUUAAAAUUCCUUAGGGGAUUGAUCAGUGACCCUAGAGGCAAGUUUAGACCGAGUUGGAGCGGGCCUUAUGUCAUCCGAGAUCUGACUCGAGAGGGAGCUGCCUGGUUGACAGACCUAGACGGAAAUCAGUUCAUAGAGCCAGUUAAUGUGGAUCAGCUGAAGAAGUUUUAUGCAUGA
Molecule: messenger RNA, 3327 nt
Organism: Vitis riparia (riverbank grape)
Lineage: Eukaryota; Viridiplantae; Streptophyta; Magnoliopsida; Vitales; Vitaceae
Exons: 5
Coding region: 1-3327 (1108 amino acids)
Biological process (GO): DNA integration
Molecular function (GO): nucleic acid binding
Source: RefSeq, a predicted model, not a curated record